Molecule: messenger RNA, 2328 nt
Organism: Siniperca chuatsi (mandarin fish)
Lineage: Eukaryota; Metazoa; Chordata; Actinopteri; Centrarchiformes; Sinipercidae
Gene: ddx59
Product: DEAD (Asp-Glu-Ala-Asp) box polypeptide 59
Exons: 8
Coding region: 314-2221 (635 amino acids)
Molecular function (GO): nucleic acid binding; RNA helicase activity; ATP binding
Source: RefSeq, a predicted model, not a curated record
CUGUACUUAUUCCAUAAGUUUAAUUACCUUGUGGGCUGCCCCGUUCAAUUAUCCAGCCACACCCAAACCCACAAUGUAAGGCAUUUCAGUUUCUAUGAAGCUAAAAUGUUUAAUCAUUUUUAGCAUAUUUAGUCAAAAAAACCGUCAAGAAGGUAUGUUAUAAAGAAGCCUAAUGAUCACGAGGCAUAGCAGAAAACCGCUGUUCUAUGAACCACAUUUCCCGACGUGCAAAGCAACAUUUCGUCAUUAGUUUGCGUCGGUGAUUGUUUUGAACCGUUGAAGGAAGACGCGAGGAGGUUAACAGUCGAUAAAAAUGUUUAUGCCAAGAGCCCUGAAAGUGAAGAGACCUGCCCAAGGCUCAGGCCAAGUUUUGAAUAAGAAAAGCAAGGUCGGUCAGGAGGAGAGAAAAGAUGAAGGUAACGUUAGUUCAGCGACAUCUGUUCAGAAGGAGGAAACACAUGAAGACACCAAAACACAGGAUGAGACAAUACAAGCAGGCGGAGGCUCUGCAGGUUUGACAGAGAGCUUACUGAGUGAAGAUGGACAUAAGUCUGCUUCAAGUGAGGAUGAGGAAGAGGAGGAGCCUGUCAAAUCAUUCAAAAAGAGCCAGAGAUGGCCGGAGCCAGGAGAGCCUGUUUGUGUGAUGUGUGGUCGCUAUGGGGAGUACAUUUGUGACAGCACUGACAAUGAUGUUUGCAGUCUUGAGUGCAAAGCCAACCAUUUGGCCCAAAUGGGGAUAGGAACUGGGGCAGGUGUGUUUAACCUUAAGGACAAAAAUGGAGAUGAAAGGACUCAACCUCAACAGCCAGCAGUUGACACUGGUGUAGUGGGUGAAAGUGAGGCAGGCUAUUCCUACAGGGAAGAUCGGUUCAUAUCAGGCUUAACAGAUGAGCAGGUGCAGCGGAUUAAACAGGAGCUGGGCAUUGAAACCCAGGGGAGCAAUGUCAGGAGACCCAUCAUUGAGUUUGAACACUGUGGCUUCCCUGCCAAGCUGAGUGGCAACCUGAAAAAAGCCGGCUAUGAGGCACCCACACCGGUCCAGAUGCAGAUGGUGCCUGUUGGUCUCAGCGGCAGGGAUGUGAUUGCCAGCGCUGACACAGGCUCAGGGAAGACUGUAGCCUUCCUGCUGCCAGUGGUAGUGAGGGCACUGGAGAAACCAGCACACAGUGUGGGUAGCCCUGUGGCUCUCAUCCUGACCCCCACCAGGGAGCUGGCCAUUCAGAUAGAGAGACAGGCCAAGGAGCUGGUGAUAGGCCUCCCCAACAUGAGAACCGCGCUGCUGGUGGGCGGCAUGCCGCUUCCCCCACAACUCCACCGCCUCAAAAGCAGCAUCAAAAUAGUCAUUGCCACCCCUGGGCGACUCCUUGAGAUCUUGAAGCAGAAGGCAGUGCAGCUGGACAAAGUGAAGGUUGUGGUGGUUGAUGAGGUCGACACUAUGUUGAAGAUGGGCUUCCAGCAGCAGGUGCUGGAGGUUUUGGAGCAAGUCUCGGAAGAACACCAGACUCUGCUGGCCUCGGCCACCAUCCCAACAGGGACGGAGGAGCUGGCUGCCCGACUGGUUUGUGACCCCGUCCGCAUUGUCAUUGGAGAGAAGAACCAGCCCUGUGCCAAUAUAAGGCAGAUCCUGCUAUGGGUAGAGGAACCCUCCAAGAAGAAGAAGCUGUUUGAGAUUCUCAAUGACAGUAAGCUGUACCAGCCUCCAGUGGUGGUGUUUGUAGACUGUAAACUGGGGGCUGAUCUGCUGUGCGAGGCGGUCGCCAAGGUGACAGACCUCAAUACUGUGGCAAUCCACUCUGACAAGAGCCAGUGGGAACGCAACCGCAUCCUCAGGGGUCUUCUGGAAGGAGACUUUGAAGUGGUGAUCAGUACAGGUGUGCUAGGCAGAGGACUGGACCUAGUCAACGUCAGACUGGUGGUUAACUUUGACAUGCCAAACACAAUGGAUGAAUAUGUCCAUCAGGUGGGCAGGGCAGGUCGGCUGGGACACAGAGGAACAGCCAUCACCUUUCUCAACAAUAACAACAAGCGGCUGUUCCUGGAGGUGGUGAACCGGGUCAAACCCACAGGGUCCAUCCUUCCCCCUCAGCUCCUCAACUCACCUCACCUCCAUGAACAGCAGAGGAGGGAAAGACAGAAAGCCAAGCUGGAAACUGACGAUGUGCUGGUCACUAAGAACAAUCUAUUGGACAUCAUAAGAAAACACGACCGUCGCAAAAAGUAGCAAGUUCUUCCGAAUAUUGCCUGCAAUGGUGCUGUCUAUUUAUUGAGUAAAUGUUUAGUUUGUAUAUUGUUUUAUCAAAAAAAUAAAUGUAAUGUUGAUAUUCUGAA